CAAAAUUGUUGCCUGUGCCUCCUGUAACUGAGCGAAGGUUUGCUUCAUCUGUGCUCUCUAGUACAAAGAUAUUUUUCACGUCUUCCUUUUUGCUGCUCCGCUAUCCGUAGUAUCUUUAUUCAAUUAUUUGUAUUUAUUAUUACACACUAGUUUGUAACUUCUAGUGCGUUAAAGUACUAGCAGUUAAGUUGGAUUAAGUUAGCACAAACAUGUUUCUCAUGUAGCGAGUAGUACAGGUUGUGACAUUCCAGGAUGUAUAGGGCACAGGGACUUGCUUUACUCUCUGCGAUAAAUCUUAGGAUCGGGGAACAACGGUGAUAGAUGGUGAACAGGCACUGGAGUUGGUGUAUUCCGUUUUACUGCAUGUGUUGAUAGUUUUGCUCAGCGAAUUUAAUGGUUGCUGUGGAAGGUAUUAAUGCUUCCCUGGAUGCGAGAGAAAAUAUAUGGGAUCCGUCGAAAUCUGAUUAGCAUUUUAGACCGACGUUGUGAUACUGUUCCAAGAAAUCAGAUAUUCGGACAGCGAAUCAUGAUUGUAUCCGACACCAGUAUGUUUAGCAGCGGUCUGUUGAAGCUUCGUGUCAUCAGCAUCGAAGGUGGUGUUUGGAAUGUUGACGCUGCUUCAGAUAUGUCAGUGGACAAGUUGAAAACAAUGGCUCUGUGUCAUUUUUACAGUCCUAUAGAAUGUGUGAAAGUGACGUCAAAAUAUAAAUUUGUUUUAGUAUCUGAGAAGAGACCACUGGAUAAUGAUCAUUCCGUUUCACAAGAAGGAUUGAGAAACAAUGAUGAACUUCUUUUGGUCGAGUGCCGACAGCCACCGUCCAAAGAGCCCUUCACAGCAGACAGUGUGAGAGCACCCACGAUUGAAGAAAUCAGAGCUGCCACCCAGACUGUAGAGGGAAAAAACACAUUGACACUGAAUCCCCCUUUGGAAAGUACUGCAGAUUUUCAGAGCGAAAUUCGAAAGAUCCUGGUUUCCCUGGUACAAGCUUCUGCGCGUAUCCUUACGCCGAGUCCAAAUGCUGAUGAGGCGUUGAGAGUUACGCAGGAGAGACUGGAUGCGAAAGCAAACGCUCAUCCCAGUCGUAGAGCGGUCCAACAACUCGUGGAUAUGGGCUUUUCCGAGCGUGUUGCUUCUAGGGCCCUUUGUCAUAACAGAAUGAACCCCAGUGAGGCACUGGAAUGGCUCCUUGAAAAUGGGGCAGGGGAACAAUCGGAUGUCGCUACAGACCUGAACGUCAAGGCUGCCGCUAGUGAAGGUCGCCUAAGGAGACAGCAAGAAGCAGUACCUGGUGUUUCAGCUGAGAGCAAAAUAAAGAGGGCACAGUCAGUGGCUGCGUUACUAGAGUCAUUUCGGGCGUAUGUGCGACAAGACUUCAAGCCGAACAUGAAGGCACUACAGAACCUAAUGGAUAUGGGCUUCUCGGAGGAGGAUGCUCGAGAUGCGCUGCGUAUCACGGGAAACAACCAUUCUGCCGCAUGUGAAUGGUUGCUUGGAGAAAGGCGCGCAAGCCUGGAAGAUACGGACACUGGACUGGAUCCAGAGGGACCCAUUUAUAAAGCCAUAAUGUCAAAUCCAGCAAUCCAACUCAGCCUUACCAGUCCAAAGAUGCUUCUAGCAUUCCUGUCCAUGUUGGAGGUUCCUAGCAGUGCCAACAUGUGGAUCAAUGAUCCGGACGCCUCGCCCGUACUGAGCCAGAUCUUCAAGACGUACCAUGCGGAGAAGCACGCUCUGCAGGUGAACCGUUACGUGGAGCAGCAGCAGCAGGCGUGGUCUGCCAGAAGAUCCUGAGGGCGGGAUCUGUUGGAGAUGGAAUCUCUCCUCGUCCUCAGGUAAAGACCUACUCUGUUGGACCUGAUCAGUUUGAGCUAGUUCCCCAACUCCAGACAACAGCCAGCUGAUCUACCAAGAAGCUAACUAAGGGCGGAGUCCUGCGAAAGUGCAAGACUUUGCCCCUUGCUAGGUUACACCAUUCCCGCACUCAAGAAACAUUGCUGGAAAUGGUAAACGGUGCGUUAAGAGUAUAACGGGGGCGUGGUUGUGACAUCAGUAGCAGUGUACGUCGAAGCACGUAAACUGAACGGGCGAGCACGUAUCCGCCGUGUUCUAAUAUUCACGACAUAUUAGGUAUGAGUCGACAUGUGUGGUCGUGUUUAUGUUUGGGCCAGAAUUCAUAAAAUGAAGUCUAAAAAAUUACGAAAAUUUCAAAAGUGAAGACCAGUUUAAAAAAAAAAGUUUAGAGUUAAAAUGUGAAAGCAUGGAGGCAUUCAAAGAGAUGAUGGACGUAAACAAAUAUAAUAACAUUUUUUUUUACAAAAUAUAAGACAACGAAGAACGUUAUCUAGAACCAAAAGAAUAAGAAAUUAAGGGUUAGAAAUCAUGUAUCAUACAAAAUGAAAGAGUCUUAUAAAGAUAUUAUACUGAAUUAGGU
This is a messenger RNA of Zootermopsis nevadensis, 2429 nucleotides long. RefSeq names its product Kip1 ubiquitination-promoting complex subunit 2 (gene Kpc2). Gene Ontology annotation, molecular function: protein binding. NCBI's taxonomy places the organism in Eukaryota, Metazoa, Arthropoda, Insecta, Blattodea, Termopsidae. The record is from RefSeq and is a predicted model, not a curated record. Gene Ontology annotation, cellular component: ubiquitin ligase complex.